CAUUAUCAACAGUCAUUCGACAGAAUCACUGAAUCGGUUAGAGAAAUGCGGAAAUGAUAUUGUACGGGAGUGUUUACAGGGUUGAGCGGAGAGGUGAAUAAGAAUUCAGCCGAAACUACAGGGGAACGGAUCUUGUCACAGUCGAGCCGUAUGGAAGCUUGAGGAUUUGGUCUCUGACAAGUCUUUACUGGGGAGGCGAGUGCCUAGUAUCACGAUGGAAGAUUAUUCACAAUCACCACCAACAAUCUCCUUGGAGGAGUUUAAUGAUGAUGUCUUUCCAAGAGAGAAACAUCUGCCUUACAACGUGAACGCUGGUCAUGGUGGUGCUUCAGCUAUCCUGCUUCACACCCGGCAACGUCAGUCGACCGCCCAGAGUCAGUUGAGUCUAGUUCAAUCCGGUUUCAACUCGAAUACGUUCAACACCAAGCUGAUUGUGACGUCAAGGUUAGGUAUACCUGCAGCCAGGGACAACGGACGCUUUGCGGCCUCAAUUGCACGUGACCUUCAAACAAAUCACAACGGGGAUUUGAUCAUGAAGAUGAGAGAUGGUAGACACGAUGUUACUUUGUUUUCCAACCAGGCUAUCUUUACCCGUGGAGGACGCUUCCCACAAAGAGAGUGUUCACCAGAAGGUAACCUUGAUGUAAGCCUCCAGGAGCUUGGUUUUGUCCACCUUAGUGAUACCGUUGAGUACACUGUGUCCGUUCUUGUGGGAUGUAGCACGUCUAGGUCUGAUGAAAGCACCCCCGUCGCCUGCUGCUAUAUGGUAGAGGUCCAGAGGAUUGGGGAUUGUUGGAAGCUUGAUGCUGUUCCAGCUGGGAAAUGUGGACCGAAUGAGAUGAAAAACAACUGGAAGUUCGACAUUAACCAGGACGGCUUUGUCAAGAUCGAAGGCCCUCCAGAUAGCCACUUUGUUUUCCUAUGCAACCGAAGUUAUGCCGAGGAUACACCCGACACCUCGCCUUGUGGCAAGGUAUUUUUCACUCAAACCUACAACGGCGAGCACAGCACAACUCUUGUACCCAAGAUCCGAACUCACUAUGGCCGAGCAAUGUUCUUACUAUGCUCCAGGUCUAACCCUGACACCAACCUUGUCACAUCGGCUCUGUACUUUGUGGCACCAAUGGUGAACAAGGUGGGUGUGUACUACAUCGCAGAAAGCACUGAUGAUCCGUCACUGUCGACCCCGGCCCUUUGGUUGGUGAGUAAGAAGAUAGGGAAGUUGGCGGUGAGGCUGAAACCGGACCUGACUGGCCCUUGCCGGUAUGCCUUCUUCUCAAAUGCACCGGAGGACCUUGAAGAUGUUGAAACUAGGUGCCUUCAGAGCGACUGCAUCGCUACAGGAGCUGACACCCCGCUGCGUGGUCAUCUCUCAAUCAAUGAUGGCUGCUUGAACGUCUGGACCGAUAGAAGAGUUGACAUCAAGAUUGAGUCUGGCAACCAUACUGCCGUGGUCGUACAUGAAUCCGAGUUGGAGGAAAAGUCGGGGAGGUUUACCUUCCAAAAAGACAUUUCAAAUGAGAUCAAAGAGGGGAAGGGCGUGUACGUCUUUAGAGCCAGUGUUAAUUUGAAAAAUAAAGAGAGAAGAGAUGUGACUAUCGAGUUAGAGGGUUCACCCUGUCGGGUCAUGAAGCAACUACCUGGUGUCCAGUUCGCUAUCAACUUCGGUGGUCCAGCCUACCAGGAUGUAAACGGCGCCCUCUUCGUUGAUGGGCGAUCUGCUUUACCAUCCAUCUGCUCAGAUCCUGAUCGAUACUACUACGGCUGUCACAUUGACCCGUUGAGGAACUAUCCCCAAGUAGUUGGAAGCACCAAUGAUGGCUCAUUGUAUACUACCUUCAUAGGAAAUAGACCAAGACAUGAUGAUACCUUGGAUUUCAGAAUUCCUAUGCCUGGAGGGAGAUAUGUCCUCACACUGUUUACAAUGUCCUCGGGUUUAGAUGACGUCACUGCUGUGGUGAAUGGAGACGAUUUAUCAACUCAGAUUCAACAGCAAUUGCAUAGUCAGACCGAAACUAUCCCAGAAUGCACUGCGAAGAAAGCAUCACUUCCUGUUUCUGUGUCUGACGGUACCCUUGAUAUCUCCCUGAAAUGUGGUAAGUCGCUUAAUUAA
Molecule: messenger RNA, 2113 nt
Organism: Lytechinus variegatus (green sea urchin)
Lineage: Eukaryota; Metazoa; Echinodermata; Echinoidea; Temnopleuroida; Toxopneustidae
Exons: 7
Coding region: 215-2113 (632 amino acids)
Source: RefSeq, a predicted model, not a curated record